GUGUUUAUAGUACCAACAGAAUGGGAAUUAUUGUUUUUUACAAAACUACAAUCAAUUUUGCAGUUGAUACAGCAUCCGAAAUUUCAGAUCAGCAAUCGAAUUAAGAAGAGCACCCAGUAUCUCAUGUGUGGAAUAGUUCAAGCAGAAGAUAGUUUAAGACUCAAUCUGGACGCAUUCGAAUUUAAAGAUUCUGUGGCUGAUUCAAGUACCCGGUCGACACUUGACUCAAGAGUAUCAAAAUCUGAAAUAUUAAUUAUCGAUAAUGAGCAAGUAACAAGAAAUUUGAAUGUGCUUCUAGAGGGAAAAGGCUUCUUGGUGGACGAAGCAGCUGCUUUACAAGAAACUAUUCAGCUUUUACUGCGUCACUUCCCAUUAGCAAAGAUCAUAAAACAGCAACUAGAAAAAGAGGAUAUCGAGGAAUUUCCUUUCAAAAAAAUUAAUGGGAUUCAAUCGUUGCGCCUUAGCAGCAUGCAGUUAAAGCUGGUAAAAUCUAUCACUACAACGGAAUUUUACGAAGCGGCUUUUGCACCUAUUGUCACAAACAUAGAAGACGGUAUCAGAAGCGUUUUUUCGAAUGACUUCAGGAAGAUUCGUUCACUUAUUAUACUGAAAGAGGUUAUUUUCAAACGACGAGUAGUGGCGCCGAGUUUGUUUGAAUGGGUUAUUAUUUUUUUAGAAAAAAUUGGCGAAGAAUUCAAUUAUAAGAUUUUACCAAUCAAAGACGAUCGGCUAUUUUUAAAAUUGAGACCCACAAACGUGAUUGAAGGCGCUGGACUGUCUCUGGCUGCUAUAUUUCCAGAUAUAAAUCCAAACACAAUUGUGACUAUAAAUAUUUCGUUUGAAACGAAUUUAUUAUCUUGUAUACACAUUGGGGAAAAAACAGUAAAAAAAGUUAUCUGUGACAAUUUUGUAUUGAGUUUACAGCCUCUUGAAAACUUCUUCAUAAAAUCAGAUCCGCCGAUAUUAAGAGUUUUGGAAAGAAUUUUGGUGAUGCGUUAAACUAUUUUUCCCAGUACGAUAGACAGUUCGUAAAAGAAGAAGCAGUUUCAUCAGUCAAAACAUCUACGACAAAAAAUCGCAUCGAUCAUCCAAAUCAAAAUAGCCUUAUAAAAUACAUAUCAGAAUACAUCAAAACAAAAUCUUGUAAAGAGAAAACUGCAAAAAAAGUAUAUAAAAGUGUUCCUGUUCAUGUACUUAGGCUACCUGAAUGAACUUGUGUCAAAGAAGUUAUUGGAAUGUUCUGGAUAUAUUGGAUCGCAGAAAAUAGGUUAUUU
Mucor mucedo is the source of this 1274-nucleotide messenger RNA. RefSeq lists its product as uncharacterized. The record is from RefSeq and is a predicted model, not a curated record. The coding region runs from base 124 to 999 and encodes 291 amino acids. Lineage: Eukaryota; Fungi; Mucoromycota; Mucoromycetes; Mucorales; Mucoraceae. The transcript is spliced from 8 exons.